CCCUACCCCAAAAUUUCAAUUCAAUCUUCCACUUUUCCUUUGCCGCUGCAUAUUCUUCGCUCUUCUUCCGAUUUCCUAUCAGAUCCCGCUCCACUCAGGAGGACUCUCUAGCGUUGAUUACGAGGACUCUCCAAGCUUUGAUUAUGAGGAGGACUCUCUAAGCUGUAGCAAAUGGAAAAGCUUUAGUUUAAGUAACUUGACCAAAGCAGCCGUUGAUUCAACUUUUUUUCAAUUUCCAAUGAAAGUACUUCAAAAUGUCCAGUCUCUGUCAAUGUGCAUUUUAACUGCUCAGGUGUAUCGCUUCAAUGAUGCUAUUCCUACCUUUCAUAAUUUGACUCGCUUGGACCUUGACUCUCUCAAUUAUCGUUGGCAUUUCUUAGUAGAAGUUCUCAAACACUGCCCUAAGCUUCAAGUGCUAUACCUUGAUCAGGCUGGCUUGAACUCCGAUGACCAAACAUGGACUAAAAAUGAUGAUAAAGAAAAUUGGGUGGACCCAGAUUGUGUUCUGCAAUGCAUUUCAUUACACCUUAGAGUUUUCGAUAUUUCCAGCUUCUUAGGCCUACAAGGUGAGCUUCGGCUAGCAAGGUAUAUUUUGAAGAAUGCAAGAGUUUUACAAACCAUGAAAAUCUGGUACAUUGGAUCACCUGAAAUAGAAACACUAUUAUCCUCAUGUCCAAGGGCCUCCUCAGCAUGUAAACUUACAUUUGGAUAUGUUCCAGGUGUUCUUUCCAGUGAGUCUGAUUCUAUGGACGAGAGUGAAUCAUCUAUUGGUAGCAAUGAUUGUGUUUUUUAGGUUCCUUUAGUACAAAAAUUUUAAGUUAUUAUGAAUUUUGUUAAGGAAGUUAUUAUGAUAUUUGAGUUGUAUUUCUUUCUUUUGAAGAAGCAAAGAACUUUGAGCUGUAUUAUCCACGUUAGAAUAAUGUUUGAAUUAUAUUUAUGUUAUCAUGGUUAUAUGUUU
Molecule: messenger RNA, 958 nt
Organism: Medicago truncatula (barrel medic)
Lineage: Eukaryota; Viridiplantae; Streptophyta; Magnoliopsida; Fabales; Fabaceae
Product: F-box/FBD/LRR-repeat protein At3g26920
Exons: 5
Coding region: 239-793 (184 amino acids)
Source: RefSeq, a predicted model, not a curated record